GUCAGGAGUGAUUUCGAAGUAGACAACAGUUUCGUAUAAUUAUAAGAAAUGAAUACUUUUAUUGUUAUAACUUUUACAGUUGUUGCUGCUUUAGUACUCGUAGAAUGUAGUCCUUCAAGAAGAAGGCAUUCGCAUCAUGACGACAGUGACGAGAUUAUCAUAAUACGAGGUAAUCGCAAGCUCAAGUGUCAAGAAAAUGAUUCUUCGUCGUCGUCGUCGUCGUCUUCAUCUUCAUCUUCAUCAUCAUCUUCAUCUUCAGAGGAAGAUAAUGAUUGCAAUGGGGGUCGAAAUACUAACGAUGAUUCUUCUUCAUCAUCUUCUUCGUCAUCUUCAUCUUCAUCUUCCUCUUCAGAAGAAAAUGAUGACAAUAAUGAGUCGAAAAAUAAUUCUGGAUUUCAACAUAAAAAGUAUGUACACAUCAAGGGAAGAAAGGAUUAAGAAGAAUUAAAUGUAUAAAACGACUUUUAAAUGUGUUUACUCGAUAUGUAUUGAUAUUGUUGUAA
Zerene cesonia (dogface butterfly) is the source of this 503-nucleotide messenger RNA. Its product is annotated as osteocalcin 2-like. The record is from RefSeq and is a predicted model, not a curated record. The transcript has 5 exons. Lineage: Eukaryota; Metazoa; Arthropoda; Insecta; Lepidoptera; Pieridae. Bases 49 to 438 code for a protein of 129 amino acids.